Molecule: messenger RNA, 6768 nt
Organism: Gastrolobium bilobum
Lineage: Eukaryota; Viridiplantae; Streptophyta; Magnoliopsida; Fabales; Fabaceae
Exons: 8
Coding region: 1-6768 (2255 amino acids)
Molecular function (GO): ATP hydrolysis activity; ADP binding
Source: RefSeq, a predicted model, not a curated record
AUGGAUCCUCUACAACAUGUUGUUCAAUUCCUAAUGUCACCUCAGACCAAGGCGUGGCUAAAGCAACAAUUGGUGAUUCCUUUAUUGCAAUACGAGGCAAGAGUUGCAGAACUAAAAGUUUGUGUUCAAAGUCUCAAAAAGGUGAGAGAUGUAGUUCAACAUAAAGUUGAGGAGGAAGAAAACCGAUAUGGAAGAAGAUUUGCAGAAGAAGUUAAAGAAUGGAUAGAAGGGGUGGAUAAAAUAAUUUCUGAAUAUGAAGAUUUUGAUGGGGACGAAUGCAAUAAACAUGCAGUGUUUGACUUCUUUACAAGUGGUUUCCUUCCUAAGCCCGGGAUAAGGUAUCACCUAAGCAAAAAAGCAUUUAAUAUUACAAGGAAGGUUAAUGCACUAGAGCAAAAAGCAAAGCAUGAUGCAGUUUCUUAUUGGCUUGGUCCACCCUCCAUGGUUGCCUUUUUUACUAAUGUUGGUUAUGAAAGCUUUCCCUCAAGAGAUGAAACUGUGAACAAGAUUAAUGCAGCAUUGGAAGACCCAAAUGUUAGAAUGAUUGGACUUCAUGGGUUGAGUGGUGUGGGCAAGACCAGUUUAGUCAAAAGAGUUGCUAAGGAAGCCUUGAAAGCUAAGAUGUUCGAUGUAGUCACCAUGUCAAGCAUAACAAGGAAUGCUGACAUAAGAAAAAUCCAAGGAGAAAUUGCUGAUAUGCUGGGGAUGAAAUUGGAUGAGGAAAGUGAUAUUGCAAGAGCUGCUCGUAUACAAAAGAGAUUAAAGAAUGAUAAAGAAAGCACCCUCGUAAUCCUUGAUGAUCUUUGGGCAGAAAUUGACUUCAAUAUGCUAGGGAUUCCAUGCGAUGAUGAUGAAAGGAAAUCCCCUGGGGCUCACAGUAUUACUGAAACGGAAAAAUCCCAUGCAGCUCAAAGUAAGGAGAAAACAGAACCUGAAACGGAAAAAUCUCGUACGGCUCAAAGUAAGGAGAAAACAGAACUUGGUGCUGCCAAUAUGAUGAAGUCAAAAAAACACCCAAGUGAAUCCAAUGCGAUGAAAACAGAAGAAACUCUUAGUCGUUACAAAGUUUUGAUGAUUUCUGAAAGUAAACAAGUGUUAUUAAGUCAGAUGGAAGGCAAAGGAAACUCUAUCUUCUCUGUGGAAGUCUUAAAGGAUAAGGAAGCAGAGACGUUGUUUAAGAAAAAGGCUGCAAUAGGUGAUACAAAUUCGGAUUUGGAAAUAUUAGCAGCUCAAAUUGCCAAGAAAUGUAAUGGACUGCCAAUAUCAAUUGUAACAACUGCAAGGGCAUUAAAAAAUCAAAGCCGCUUGGUAUGGGAGAACAUUAACCGAGAGCUUGAAGGGAAAAAUUUAAUGGGAGCACCUGAGUUCUCUACAAAGUUGAGUUAUGAUCUUUUAGAAAACGAGGAGCUCAAGUAUACUUUCUUACUAUGUGCUCGCAUGGGUCAUGAUGCAUUGAUUAUGGACUUGGUGAGAUCCUACAUUGGUUUGGGUUUUCGUCAAGGAAUCUCCACAGUAAGGGAAGCCAGAUGUAAAGUAUAUGCAUUGGUGGGAAAGCUAAAAGAGUCUGGUUUGUUGUCUGAAAGUUAUUCAAAUGAUCAUUUCACGAUGCAAGAUAUUGUUCGCAGUGCGGCUUUGUCAAUAGCAUUGGAGGAGAAGCAUGUAUUUACAGUGACAAAGGGAAAAAUAGAUGAAUGGCCUGAUGAGGAUAAACUUAAAAGGUACGCUGGUAUUUCCUUACAACAUUGUGAUAUCAUUGGCGGGUUUCCUAGAAUGAUAAAUUGCCCACAACUUAGAUUCUUCCAUGUUGAUAAUAGUUAUCCACGUCUGACAUUACCAGACAACUUUUUCAAAAAAAUGAAAGAGCUCAAAGUAUUGAUAUUGACUGGCUUUGAUCUAUCACCCUUACCUUCAUCAGUUACAUGCCUAACAAAGCUCAGAAUGCUUUGUUUGGAGGAAUGCACGCUGGGUGAGAAAUUAUCCAAUAUAGGUGAAUUGAAAAACUUAAGAAUUCUUAGUUUUUCAAGAUCUGAUAUUGAAAAAUUGCCUGUUGAAUUGAAAGAGUUGACAAAGCUUCAAAUUCUUGACAUCAGUAAUUGCUCCAAACUUCAAAAAAUUCCAUCCAAUGUAAUAAACAGUUUGAUUAGUUUAGAAGAACUGUAUAUUGGAAACACAUUGAUUCAAUGGAGCAUUGAAGGACAAACAAAUCAAAGUGAACGUGCUAGUCUUUCUGAGUUGAGGCAUCUGAAUCUGUUGACAACUGUGGACUUAAAAAUCCCAAAUGUUGACCAUUUUCCAAACAACUUGUUCUUUGACAAGUUAUAUAGUUACAAGAUUAUUAUUGGAGAUUUGAAGGCAUACUUAAAGACAGAUUUCAAGGUGCCACAGAAGUAUGAAACAUCAAGAUUUUUGGCAAUACAAUUAAAUGAUAGCUUUGACAUUCAUUCUCUAAUGGGUAUCAAAAUGUUGUUUAACAAAGUUGAGAUUUUGUUGUUAGAAGACCUCAAUGGUGUUCAAGAUAUUUUUUAUAGUUUGAAUUUGAAAGGAUUUCUAUAUCUAAAACAUUUGUGCAUUGUAAGCAAUUCCCACAUUCAAUCUCUCAUCAACCCAACACACACAGAGCAACCUGAGGAGGCUUUUCUUAAAUUGGAGUCGUUGUAUCUCUAUGAUCUCAAGAAGUUGGAUACAAUAUGCUCAUGUAAACUUUCAGCAUUCUCAUUUGGCAAAUUGAAAGCCGUCAAGAUCUAUCAAUGCGGUCAAUUGAAGUGCAUUUUCAACAUUUCUAUGGUUAGACAUCUAACAGUUCUUGAAACAAUUGAAGUUUCUGAAUGUAACACUCUGAAGGAGAUUGUGAAGAUUGUCCCUGUGGAAACACGAAGUAACACUGAGCAUCUUGAGUUUCUUGAAUUACGUACUUUGUCACUACAAUCUUUACCUCAAAUUACUGGAUUCUGUCCCAUUUCAUCAACGGGAGGGGAAAUGAGAAAACUAUUCCACGAAAAGGUUAUAGUUCCCAAAUUAGAGAGAAUGGAGUUGUCCUUGAUCCACAUCGACAUAAUAUGGAGUGACCAACCUUCAUUAUGUUCUAGUUUUCAAAAUUUGAUUCACUUGGAUGUCAAUGAAUGUUGGGAUUUAAAAUAUUUAUUAUCAUUUUCAAUGGCCAAGACUCUGGUGAAUCUUCAAAGCCUUUCCGUAAGCGAAUGUGAAAACAUGGAACACAUCUUUCGCCAAGAGCAUGGUAGUCAUACUGAAACAAAGGGUAGCAUCUUUCCAAAUUUGAAGAAAAUCAAACUAAGUAGCAUGAAACGUCUUCAUGAGAUAUGGAAUUAUGAACUCCCUUCAGAUUCCUUUGGUAAACUGGAUACUCUGAUCAUUGAGAAGUGCGAUAAAUUUGUCAAUGUUUUUCCUUGUUACAUGAAGGGAAUAUUUCGGAGUCUAUGCAACUUGAGUGUUACUAAUUGCCGGUCAAUGAAAGAGAUAUUUGACCUAAAUGAUUUAAAUGGAGAUGCUAGCGAUGUAGCCAACUUGCAAGAUGUUCAUUUAGAAGGACUCCCAAAAUUGAAGCAUGUAUGGAAAAAGAACGAAGACUGGGAAGUUAUUCUUAACUUGAAAAAGCUGCAAAAGAUAUGGGUUCAUGAUUGUGGCAUCUUGGAAUAUAUAUUUCCAAUUUAUGAAGCCAAGUGUCUUCCCAAUCUUGAAUACCUUGUGAUAUGGGAUUGCUCUGAUUUGAGGGAAAUUGUUGCCAGGGGAAAAGGUACCAACACCGACUCAAGCAAUUCUAAUCCAUCAUUUGAGUUUCCUAAUAUGAUCACCAUCAAAUUUUCGAAGCUACCAAACCUUGAGAGUUUCUAUCCAAGACCAUAUAAAUUAAGUUGUCCAAAAUUGAACGACUUGUGUGUUGAACUUUGUGACAAGCUGGAACCAUUCAGAAAAGAAACCGCAGAUGCGGAAGGAAAGUUUGUGCUCUUUCCUAAAGAGGUAAUCAAUCAGUUGAAGUCCUUGCAAAUUGAGUCGUGGCAUGUAAAGUUGUCAAGCAGCUACAUGGGGGAAGGGAACUAUCGAAGGAACAAAUUACAAGAGCUUCGCUUGUCUAAAUUAUAUAAUACAGAGGUUCUAUAUUCUUUCCUUCAUAGCAAUCCUAAUCUGAAAAGCCUAUCAUUGAUUCAUUGCUUCUUUAAAGAGAUGGUUCCUCUCAGAAGGCCUCCUGAAAUUCAAAAAUUGGGGGUUGUUCCAGAGCUAAAAAGCUUGAAGUUAAUAGACUUGCCUAAGCUUGAGAAGAUAGGCUUUGAACGAGACAUACUUCUUCAAAGGAUAGAGUUCUUCAUUUUAGAAAGCUGUCCUUGUUUGGUCUCUAUAGUGCCUUCCUCUGUGUCUCUUACUUACUUGACAGAUCUGGAAGUGGUUAAUUGUAAUGGAUUAGAAAAUUUAAUGCCACCAUCGACUGCAAAAAGCUUGAUUCAUCUUAGAACAAUGAAGGUAAUCAAAUGUGAAUCUCUGAAGGAAAUUGUGUCAGUGCAAGGAAAUGAAGACAAAGUUGACAUUGUUUUCAAACAAUUAAAAAGUCUAGAACUUGUGUCACUGAAGAAACUCAAAAGUUUCUGCAGCUCAAAGAAUUGUGUCUUCGAGUUCCCAUCAUUGGAGAAAUUAGUAAAAUUUUUUGAAGGCAUGGACGAGAUGAGUCUUUCUGAACAUCAUGAGCUAGAACAACCUGGGAUGGUGGAAUUAAAAGAAUUGGAAGUAGAGCAUUGUGACGAAGUAAAGGCAAUUUUUGAUAUGAACGACAUUGACACUGAGAUUAUAGGAACGACAUUCCAGUUGAAGAAGUUGACUUUAAAAUGGCUAAAUGAGCUGACACAUGUGUGGGAAAAGAAUGGUCAAGGAAUUCUCAUAUUUCAAAAUCUGCAAGAAGUCUUUGUUCAUUGUUGUGAAAAAUUGGAAACUCUGUUUCCUGCCGCCCUGGCCAAAAAUCUUAAGAAACUUGAGCAACUUACAGUACAAUUUUGUAAUGAGUUGAAAGAAAUUGUUGGAAAGAAAGAAGCAGCAGCAGCAGCACAAGUAAGAGAAAAGUUUGUGUUCCCUUGUCUAACCUCGCUCAGUCUUUAUGAUUUGCCACAACUCGCUCACUUUUGCCCUGAAACAAUCCCUUUGGAAUGCCCCGCUUUAAAUUAUUUAUUUGUGGUGGAUUGCAAGCUGGUGCUAUUUCAAAGAGCACAUCAAUGGGCCAUUUCCAACCUGGAGGUCUUGGUGCUCCAGUGGAAACACACUUCUGAGUUAAGGUCAAUGUUCGGACAGUUUACGGUAGAACUCAAUUCCUUAAAAAAUCUUGUGCUGUUUUCUGAUGUGUAUAAUAAUAAGGAGCCUAUUAUGCCCUUUGGAAUACUCGAGAAGGCACCCAAUUUAGAAGAAAUGACUACAUCUGUGCUCCCACAAAUGCCCGAAAUUGGUAAACAAGGGAUGCCCGGACACUUGAAGGUAUUGACACUGAACAUAGUUAAGGAGCUCAAGUCCAUCGGGUCAGAGGACUCAUCAUGGUUAAACACACUCUGUGAGAAGCUAUACAAAUUAUACGUUAUCGACUGUCGUGAGUUGAAAACAUUAGUACAUUCUCAUUCUGAUGUAUCUUUCUCCAAUCUAAAGGAAUUGAGUGUAUCGGGAUGUUAUAAAUUGGAGUACUUGUUCACAUCCUCAACAGUAAAAGUAUUAAAGAACCUUGAGAAGAUUGAAGUCGAGGAUUGUAAAUCAAUGAAAGAAAUAGUGAAAAAAGAGCAAGAUGAAACAACUUCGGAAGGGAUCAAAUUUGAGCGGCUCAGCUGGAUAAUUUUAAAAAAAUUAUAUGAGCUGAAAUAUUUUUAUUCAGGCAACGAAACUUUGGAAUUACCGUCUCUGAUACAAGUGGACAUACUGAAUUGUUCUAAGAUGGAAAUUUUUUCCCAAGGAUCAGUAGAUGCGAGUUCUUUUAGAGGAAUUCAAGGUUCCGCCGACUCAAAUGAUGAUUUGAUCUUCCAUGAAGAUGUUAAAGCCUCGGUGAAAAAAUUGCUCCGUCUACAACAGCUUACCAGGCAACGUAUACAGUUCGGGGAUCAUCCAAUAUUGGAAGAGAUAUGGCUUAAGCGAGAGCCAGUCCCAGUCCCAAGCUGGUGUUUCUUCAACUUAACUUGUUUAGUUGUGGUUAGGUGUGAUUUUUUAUCAGAUGCCAUACUACCUUCUCAUUUACUUCCUUUCCUAAGUAACUUGGAAGAAUUGCAAGUGCAAAAUUGUAAUUUGGUUACGGCAAUAUUUGAUGAUAAGAUUUAUAUGGGAAGUGCUUCUGAUCCCUUCUCCAUUCGAUUGAAGAAACUUAUUUUGGACCAGUUGCCAAGUCUAAAACACAUUUGGUGUAAGGAUUCUCAAGGAAGACUCCGCCUUCCAUUUCUAGAAGAAGUUUAUGUUGAUGGAUGUGAAAGUAUAAAAAGUUUGUUCCCAGCAUCAGUAGCCAAAGAUGGACUACAAGAACUUCAUGUGAAAAACUGUGAAGGGUUAGAGGAAAUUUUUGCAAAGGAUGAAGCAACCAAAGAAGAAGAAAACAAAGAAUCUAUUAUAUUGCCCAACAUAACUUCAUUGAGGCUGCGGAAUUUGCCAAAGCUGGGGUGCAUUUAUCCUGGAGUGCACAUUGAAGAAUGGCCUACUUUAAAAGAAAUAGAUGUUAUGCUGGAGAUUCUUUUAAAGGGUCAAGAUAGUUCUCCAACAGAGUCAACAGACGAGCAAGUCUUUAUCUCACUUAAAAAGGUAUGA